Messenger RNA from Phragmites australis (common reed), 3408 nucleotides. RefSeq names its product probable methyltransferase PMT26. Bases 726 to 2948 code for a protein of 740 amino acids. The transcript has 8 exons. Gene Ontology annotation, molecular function: methyltransferase activity. The record is from RefSeq and is a predicted model, not a curated record. Gene Ontology annotation, cellular component: endosome; cytoplasm; trans-Golgi network. NCBI's taxonomy places the organism in Eukaryota, Viridiplantae, Streptophyta, Magnoliopsida, Poales, Poaceae.
UGGAGGAAGAACAUUAGAGAGGAGAAGGCGGAGACAGGGGUCUACGUCUACCUUGGAGCUCAUCCUUUUUCUCCACGCCCGAUUCUCCCCUCUCCUUCUCCUUCUCCUCCUCCUCUAGAACAAUGCGGUAAAAUCACGGCUGCCUGAUUGAUUGCAGUCCAACAAUGGUUCGGGUUCCGAGACCGAGAGACAAGACAACAACUACAGCGCCGACCAAGUUUGGUUUUAUUAGAUUAGAUUAGAUUAGAUUGGAGCAGAGCAGGAGGACGUCUCUCCAUUUUCGGUGGCUGUUCUUGGCUUGCUGCCGACAAAGGGAAUCUGGAUCCUAUCCCCUACCUAACCCUCCUCUCCAUCGAUUCCCGCCUCUUUCCCAACCAAGGUACGCAGUAAUUCUUUGCUCUGAUGCUCCUGCUGCAAUCUCCUGAGGGUGUCUGGAUUUAUUCUUUUUUCCCAACGCACUUCCCUCUGAUGAAUCGGCCUGCCUGCACUAGGAAGCUCUAGCCUGCUCUGAUUUCUCUGGUUACUUUCUUCUAAAAGCACCGGAAUUCUCCCCCGACGGAUCCAGUGACCAGAUCCCAGCAAUCGAACCCCAAUUAGCUACUCUUCUUGUUGCCUUCAAAAUGCAUCAUGUAUGCAAUGCACUUAACUUGCACUGUUCUUGCUGAUCUGGCUGACCAACCAGGACGCCGGGCGGUCUAGCUGUUGGAUGUGAGAAUCGGAUCGAUAUGGCGUUCGGACACACGCGGCUGGAUGUCCGGCGGCCGCAGCAGUCCUCCUCCUCCUCCUACUGCUCCUACUCCACCACCACCGUCGUCGUCUUCGUCGCUCUUUGCUUGGUCGCUGUGUGGAUGGCCUCCUCCAUGCUCGUCACCCCUGCCGAGUUCUCUCCUUUCCAGCCCAAAGUCCGGCCAUUGGUGCGUCAUGACCCUCCUCCUAUCGCCGGAGGCUUAACCAAUGUCGAUGGGGGAGAUGCCACUGGCGAAAUGGAGCGUGAUGUGCCCGUUGAUCCAGUUCCUGCGAAGGAAAACACUGAUGAGCCGCCUGUAAGAGAAGAAGAGCCUCCUGUAAAACAGGACACUGUGACAGAGUCCAGUGUGGAUGGCGCAAAUCAGCAGCAAGAUCUCAGAGAACAAGCCAAGCAACCUGAUGAACAGAAUGCCUCAGAGCUGAAGGAGAAGUUCGAUGAGGAGGAACAGGCUCAAAAGAAAGAUAAGUCUGCAGAGGUGUUCCCCGACGGGAGUCAAGCGGAGCUUCUAAACGAGACCACUACGGAGCGCGGACCAUGGCCUACUCAUGCUGCAGAGUCCAACAAGGACACUAAGGAGCAAACCGCAGCAUCGAGUAGCCCAUUGAGUUAUAGUUGGAAGCUCUGCAACGUUGUGGCUGGAGCAGAUUAUAUUCCAUGCCUCGACAAUGUACAAGCUAUCAAGAAGCUUCGAUCUACAAAGCAUUAUGAACAUCGAGAAAGGCAUUGCCCUGAAAAGCCUUCUACCUGCCUUGUUCCUCUGCCAGAGGGGUACAGAAAUCCGAUAAGGUGGCCUAAGAGCAGAGAUCAGAUAUGGUACAAUAAUGUUCCUCAUACUAAGCUGGUAGAAUACAAGGGACACCAGAACUGGGUUAAGGUUUCUGGGGACUACCUCAGCUUUCCGGGAGGUGGGACUCAGUUCAAACAUGGUGCAUUGCACUACAUUGAUUUCAUUCAGGAGGCAAAGAAGGACAUAGCAUGGGGAAAACGAACUCGUGUAGUUUUAGAUGUUGGUUGUGGAGUCGCUAGCUUUGGUGGAUAUCUAUUUGACAGAGAUGUUCUCACUAUGUCAUUUGCACCUAAAGAUGAGCAUGAAGCUCAGGUGCAGUUUGCUCUUGAGAGAGGAAUCCCUGCUAUAUCAGCUGUUAUGGGUACAAAGAGGCUCCCAUUUCCCAGUAGGGUAUUUGAUGUUGUUCAUUGUGCACGCUGUAGGGUACCAUGGCACAUUGAAGGUGGUAAACUCUUGCUAGAACUGGACAGGCUGUUGCGUCCUGGCGGUUACUUCGUGUGGUCUGCUACUCCUGUAUACCAGAAGCUGCCAGAAGAUGUUGAGAUAUGGCAAGCAAUGUCUGCGCUAACAAGGUCAAUGUGCUGGAAAAUGGUCAACAAAGUAAAGGACAGGGUGAAUGGAGUGGGUAUAUCAAUUUUCAGAAAGCCAAUGGACAACAGCUGCUACGAGGCAAGACCUGAAGCAAACCCUCCACUCUGUGGAGAGUAUGACGAUCCUGAUGCAGCCUGGAACGUAUCAUUGAAGACUUGUAUGCAUAAAUUGCCAGUAGAGCCUGCCAUUCGUGGUUCACAGUGGCCAGAGGAAUGGCCAUUGAGGCUGGAGAAACCGCCAUAUUGGUUGAAAAGUUCUGAGGCUGGAGUCUAUGGGAAGCCUGCCCCGGAGGAUUUUCAGGCGGACUAUGAACACUGGAAGAGAGUCGUGAGCAAUUCAUACUUGAACGGCUUGGGUAUUGAUUGGUCUGCUGUUAGAAAUGUUAUGGACAUGAAAGCUGUAUAUGGAGGGUUUGCAGCAGCUUUGCGUGAUCUCAAGGUGUGGGUCAUGAAUGUGAUCCCGAUCGAUUCACCUGACACACUUCCAAUUAUAUAUGAACGUGGGCUUUUUGGGCUCUACCAUGACUGGUGUGAGGCAUUUAGCACGUAUCCAAGAACAUACGACCUUCUUCACGCUAACCAUCUGUUCUCCAAGGUUAAGAAAAGGUGUGAAAUAUUGCCUGUGAUCGUGGAGGUGGAUCGGAUGUUGCGACCAGAGGGCAGGCUAAUUGUAAGAGACAACAUUGAAACUAUAAAUGAGCUGGAGACUAUUGUGAAAUCGCUACACUGGGAGGUCCGGAUGUCUUACUCCCAGGACAAAGAAGGCUUGCUGUUUGUACAAAAGGCGAUGUGGCGACCAAACGAAGUUGAAGCGAAGCUAUGAUAUGAUGUACCAGGACCGACCAUUAUCAUCACCAUGACCCUGACACCGAAACCCUUGGAAGAAGAAGAAAGUAAAGAAAGGAAGAGAGCAGCAGAGAAAGGAAUGUAGAAUGGGGUUGUUUGUAAAUGGAGGAAGUUAAAUUGGGGAUUAUUUUUUGGGAGGAAUUGCAUUGGUGUACAUUAGCUAUUGUUGUUCCAUUGUGAGACGGGGGGUCGGCGACAGAAAUCUCCCUGUGCAGAUUUUGUAGAACAAGUGUAACAUAACAUAAGAGUGGGCAAUGAAUCCAUUAUAUUCAUCAGUAUUUGGGGAUUUUUGAGGCAGCUGGUGCUUUGGGAUUGUGAAAGAUGUAAGCGUUUGGUGUUGUGAAUCUGGUCUGUAUCUUCAGCUGUGGAAUUACUCCAGUAGGUAACAAAGUUAUUCGCUGGUGGAAUUAUGGAUGUUUGCAAUUUAAUUGUGAUUA